UAUUCAUUCACAAUAUCUCAGCGAAGAGCCAACAUCAGAUUAAUUAUUUCAUUUUUAGUUAGAAUAAAUUCACAAAACCAGCAAAAUGUGUGACGAUGAUGUAGCCGCCUUGGUUGUAGACAAUGGAUCAGGAAUGUGCAAAGCUGGAUUUGCAGGAGAUGAUGCACCAAGAGCAGUGUUCCCCUCAAUUGUGGGACGACCAAGACAUCAGGGAGUCAUGGUUGGUAUGGGACAGAAAGACUCCUAUGUAGGAGACGAGGCCCAGUCCAAGAGAGGUAUUCUCACCCUCAAGUACCCCAUUGAGCAUGGCAUCGUCACCAACUGGGAUGAUAUGGAGAAGGUCUGGCAUCACACUUUCUACAAUGAGCUGCGUGUCGCCCCAGAAGAGCACCCAGUUCUCCUCACUGAGGCUCCACUCAACCCUAAAGCUAACCGUGAAAAGAUGACACAGAUUAUGUUCGAGACCUUCAACUCACCAGCUAUGUACGUCGCUAUCCAGGCUGUGCUCUCUCUAUACGCCUCUGGACGUACAACCGGAAUUGUUUUGGACUCUGGCGAUGGUGUUUCCCACACUGUACCAAUCUAUGAGGGUUAUGCUCUCCCUCAUGCAAUCAUCCGUCUGGAUUUGGCCGGAAGAGAUCUCACUGAUUACUUGAUGAAGAUCCUUACCGAGCGUGGUUACUCAUUCACCACCACUGCUGAGAGAGAAAUCGUUCGUGAUAUCAAAGAGAAGCUCGCUUAUGUUGCAUUGGACUUUGAACAGGAGAUGCAAACUGCUGCCAGCUCAAGCUCCCUAGAGAAGAGCUACGAGUUGCCCGAUGGACAAGUGAUCACUAUUGGCAACGAGAGAUUCAGAUGUCCCGAGACUCUGUUCCAACCAUCAUUCAUUGGUAUGGAGUCGGCUGGUAUCCACGAGACCACAUACAACAGCAUUAUGAAGUGUGACGUCGAUAUCCGAAAAGACCUCUAUGCCAACACUGUACUUUCUGGUGGUACCACAAUGUUCCCAGGAAUCGCUGACCGUAUGCAGAAGGAGAUUAGUGCCCUUGCUCCUCCCACAAUGAAGAUCAAGAUCAUCGCACCCCCAGAGCGCAAAUACUCUGUCUGGAUCGGUGGCUCCAUCUUGGCUUCUCUCUCCACCUUCCAACAGAUGUGGAUCUCCAAGCAGGAAUACGAUGAAUCUGGCCCAUCCAUUGUCCAUCGUAAAUGCUUCUAA
Molecule: messenger RNA, 1216 nt
Organism: Owenia fusiformis
Lineage: Eukaryota; Metazoa; Annelida; Polychaeta; Sabellida; Oweniidae
Source: the annotation of a GenBank genome assembly